This is a messenger RNA of Rhizopus microsporus ATCC 52813, 1209 nucleotides long. Its product is annotated as Phox-like protein. NCBI's taxonomy places the organism in Eukaryota, Fungi, Mucoromycota, Mucoromycetes, Mucorales, Rhizopodaceae. Gene Ontology annotation, molecular function: phosphatidylinositol binding. The transcript is spliced from 9 exons. The record is from RefSeq and is a predicted model, not a curated record. The coding region runs from base 1 to 1209 and encodes 402 amino acids.
AUGACUAUAAUUAUUGACGACCCAAAAAAGCACCAAGAUCCUACAGCAGGAACCUAUGUUACAUAUCUUAUUACCACUACAACUACCUUAGAAACCUUCAGGAAUAGUGGCCAACCUUGUUCAGUAAGACGUAGGUUUCAAGAUUUCGUAUGGUUGCAUAAUACCUUGACUAUGGAAUACCCGGCUUGCAUUGUGCCGCCCCUUCCAGACAAGCAUCGACUGGAAUACAUUAAGGGAGAUAGAUUUAGCUUUGAGUUUAUAACAAAACGAAAAUUGAGUUUGCAAUGGUUUAUGAACAGAAUAUCAAGGCAUCCUAUACUUCAGUGUUCUCAGAGUACAAGGCUAUUUCUCGAAUCCAAUGAUUUUGUAACUCAAUCGACAUAUGUUCCUCCGACUACUUCGUUAAUUAAUUCUAUAGGCGAUACUUUAGUUAAUGCAUUUGUUAAACUAAAGAAACCAGACGAAAAGUUUGAAGAGAUGAAAGACAUUGUAAAUAGAUUGGAAGACAACCUGAAUACUAUUGAAAGGCUUUAUUUGAGAAUCAAUAAGAGACAACGAGGCAAAGAUUAUACAAAUUUUGCCAAUAGUGUGCAAGGGUUAUCAGCAUUAGAGACGAAUAUAAGAAAUUCACUGCACCAAUUUGCAGAAACUUGCAAAGCGUAUUCAAAAGUGAUGAAGGAAAUGUCAGAAAAGGAAGAGCUCUUGUUCUUGAAUGAAAUACAUGAGCUUAUUGCUUAUUGUCAUGCAGCAAAAGAUGUUUUAAAAGCAAGAGAUCAAAAGCAGCUCGAUUUUGAAGAGUUAUCACGAUAUUUGGAUCAGGCGGUUCUAGAGAAGGAAAGGACGCUACAUCCUAGGUUCAGUGAUCGCGGAAAUAUUACAGAAUAUGUAGCAGACAAGAUAAAUGAAGUGAGAGGAAUUAGCAUGCAACAAGCAAAACGAGAAAAGCUUGCAAGACUAGAAAGAAAGAUAGACGAGCUUCAAAAUGAAGUAUUAAGGACUAGUGAUGAAUCAGCAGAGUUCUCAAGCCAGGUUGUAGAAGAAUUUAGCUUAUUUCAAAAGACAAAGCUACUUGAAUUGAAGCAAGGUUUAUUAGCUUAUGCAGAUUGUCAUAUUGAUUUUUUCCAAAAGGGAAUGGAUAUCUGGGAGAGGAUAUUACCUGUCCUAGAGAGUAUAGAUAGUGAAAAAGGAGACGGCGAGGUCACUAUGUAA